Messenger RNA from Daucus carota subsp. sativus, 2514 nucleotides. RefSeq lists its product as uncharacterized. The transcript is spliced from 7 exons. The record is from RefSeq and is a predicted model, not a curated record. The coding region runs from base 1 to 2514 and encodes 837 amino acids. NCBI's taxonomy places the organism in Eukaryota, Viridiplantae, Streptophyta, Magnoliopsida, Apiales, Apiaceae.
AUGGGAAACAGCCGCUACAUCAGCCAUAUUGUGUGCCCAUUGACGAGUAUGCGGCAGUGGCCACUUAUAUCUAUUAGACUACUGCCACUUAUAUCUAUUGGACCCCUAUGUGUAACGGUCAUGGGGCAUAUGGGAUUUCAGGUUCCAGAUGAGGGCAAGGGACCUGUUCCGUUACAAGCUGUUUCCGGAGAUGGCACUUCUAAAAGGGGCCGGCCGAAGCUUACUAUCACCGAAGAUGUUGUGGAGCGGAGAAAGCUGUCCAAGCGGAAGCAAAACGCUAGGCGUACCGGCCACCAAGGUUCAGCAUCCUCCGAUGUUUUCAUUGUGGCUCCUUCGGCGAGAUUACCCCCUGCACGCUACAGCAGUCAAAUUCAUGCAGCACAUGGAGCUGAGCCAAGCAGGACGGAUGAUAACAAUGAUGUGUUAAAUAUGGGCAGACCAGAGCAAACAUGUGGAUCUUGCCAAGCCAGAGUAUGGGCUGCAGAGUUUACUGGGAGGCAUGUAGGACCUGGGCCAAAGUCAUAUUCCAUCUGUUGCAAUAAAGGCAAGGUGCAACUACCAUUCUUAAGUGUUCCGCCAUUAGAGCUAACACGCCUCCUCACCGGUGAUGAUAUACAGGCAAAGAUGUAUUUUCAUAAAAGCCGCAUCUAUAACACCAUGUUUGCAUUCUGUUCAUUUGGGGCAAAGGUGGAUGAAACAAUCAAUAAUGGCAGAGGACCAUAUGUCUUUCGAGUGACUGGGCAAGUGUAUCAUAACAUUGCAUCUUUGGUGCCACCAGAUGGCCGAACCCCAAAAUUUGCGCAGCUGUAUAUGUAUGAUGGAUACGAGGCGAAUGAGCAUAGAAUUAACUUUACAGGAGACAAGGGAAGGGUUGAUAGAUUGAUUGUUGCAACCCUCGAUGCAAUGCUUAGCCACAACAAUGUGCUCGUGGGAAUAUUCAACCAAAUAAGACAACGGUUUUCUGGUGUCGAACAUGUUCCUGUCCGUCUAAAAUUGUUUGAGAGACGCACAUCUGACGGCCGGUUCCAUAAUAGUCAAUCUGAAGAGGAUUAUGAAAUUGAGAAUAUCCAGGCUGCAAAUGCCUAUGAGUUCGCAGGUCUAGCUGUAGAUAAUGACUUUGCAAAUAAAAGGGACAUAGUUGUUCAUAGUAAAACACUUGGACUGCAGCAUAUUAGUGAGUUACAUCCAUGUUACAUGUCUUUGCAAUAUCCUCUUCUAUUCCCGUUUGGUGAGGAUGGCUAUCGAAUUGGUAUAAAGCACCGUGAUGUGCAGCUCUCUGAUAAUCGGGGGCAUAACACUAUUAGUAUGCGUGAAUAUUAUGCCUUUAGAACACAUUACCGUGUAGGUGAGGGACAUGCUCUAACACUUGGCGGCCGUCUCUUUCUACAAUUCCUGGUUGAUGCCUGGUGCUCAGUGGAGCGCACUAGAUUAUUGUGGGUACAAAGAAACCAGUCUCUCAUUAGAUCAGAUCUUUAUAACAAUGUGGUUGACAGCUUCAGGCGAGGAGACACAGUUGCUACUGAUUUGGGAAAACGAGUCAUUCUACCAUCAACCUUCACUGGAGGGUACAGAUACAUGCAGCAGAACUUCCAAGAUUCACUAGCCAUUUGCAAAGAAUAUGGUCAUCCUGACCUCUUCAUCACAUUCACUUGCAAUCCAAAAUGGGAUGAAAUUGAAGCUGCAAUUCAAAUGUCUUCAUCGCAUGAUGCCUCUGUGCGCCCUGAUAUUGUUGCCCGUGUGUUCAAAAUGAAACUUGAUGCUAUGAUUGCUGAUUUCACAAAGCAUCGUGUGAUGGGGCGUGUCCUUGCAGUUGUGUACACCAUUGAAUUUCAGAAACGAGGUCUACCGCAUGCACAUAUAGUUUUGUGGUUGGCGGAAGGUGACAAAAUAACAACUCCAAACGAUAUUGAUUCAGUUAUAUCUGCUGAGAUACCAGAUCAACUCAAUGACCCCGUGGGUUAUAAAGCAGUAUCACAGUUUAUGAUGCAUGGACCAUGUGGGUCUGCAAACCCAAAAUGCCCAUGUAUGAAGAACGGUCGGUGUUCAAAAUAUUACCCAAAAUCUUACAGUGAAAACACUGUAAUAGAUGCGGACGGAUAUGCCCAAUAUAGAAGGAGAGAUACCAAAAACACGGUAAAAUGUGGCAAAGUCUUUCUUGACAACAGGCAUGUGGUCCCUUACCACCGUGGCCUCCUUGUCAAAUAUCAGGGACAUAUAAAUGUGGAAUGGUGCAAUCGCUCUCUGGCUAUUAAAUAUUUGUUCAAGUACAUUGGCAAAGGCCCAGAUAUGGCUACGAUUGUUCUGGAGAGAGAAGAUCGUCAGUCCACAAAUCUAGAAUGGCCUUCUACACUAUGUGUCAUGUCGGAAGUGAGAUUUCGCGAUAAUGAAACUUUGCCUGAAGUGGUUCGUCGCAUUGACCCCGAUGGCACGAUGUUCAUACAGUGGAUGUUGACAAACAGGUGUGAUGAACUGGGCCGUGAACUAACAUUUGUUCAAUUCCCGACAAAAUUUUGA